Messenger RNA from Drosophila subobscura, 561 nucleotides. It is a transcript of the gene MED21, whose product is annotated as mediator of RNA polymerase II transcription subunit 21. Gene Ontology annotation, biological process: regulation of transcription by RNA polymerase II. The record is from RefSeq and is a predicted model, not a curated record. Gene Ontology annotation, molecular function: transcription coregulator activity. The coding region runs from base 106 to 534 and encodes 142 amino acids. NCBI's taxonomy places the organism in Eukaryota, Metazoa, Arthropoda, Insecta, Diptera, Drosophilidae. Gene Ontology annotation, cellular component: mediator complex. The transcript is spliced from 2 exons.
AUCAACCACAGAUAUGAAUCGAUAUAUUUAUUUGUAUCAUUUUAUCAUCCCUAUUGUUUUUCAAACACAAUUUUAUAAAAAAAACUUUUCAGAACAAAUGCAACAAUGGCAGACAGGCUGACGCAGCUGCAGGAUACCGUGAACCAACAAGCCGAGCAUUUCUGCAACGCCAUAGGUAUAAUACAACAGACUUCUUAUCCCAGUAAAUUUGCAAAUUUCGACCGCACCGGAUCACAAACGCCCAAUCCAAGUCAACCCCAGGAGGACUAUGCUCAGCUAUUCGCACAGCUAAUUGCACGAUGCGCCAAGGAUAUUGACACAUUGAUUGAGUCGUUGCCAAACGAAGACAGCUCGAUUGAACUCCAAAACUCGAGUCUCAAACGGCUAGAAAUGGAAAAUCAAGAGACCGCACUGGACCUAGAGGAAGUUGUUCAGAAAGGAGAGCUUUUGCUUGAAAAAAUUCAGUCUGCACUAGAAAACAUAGCUCAAGCCCAGUUGGAUAUGCAAAUAACACUAAAGGCCAGUUUGCAAUGAAAAUGAAUUAAAAAGUGAUACAAAAUA